UCUAGACCCCAAUCUGUCUUUCCAACCCAAUCGGCCAGACUCAUCCACCUCACCAACCGCACCGUAUCCGCCACCACCCCAUCUGUCAUUCCCUCCACUGACCUCCACUCAGUGUCCUCCACCCCCCUCUGUCAUCCCUCCACUGGCCUCCACUCAGUGUCCUCCACCCCCCUCUGUCAUCCCUCCACUGGCCUCCACUCAGUGUCCUCCACCCCCCUCUGUCAUUCCCUUCACUGGCCUCCACUCAGUGUCCUCCACCCCCCUCUGUCAUUCCCUCCACUGGCCUCCACUCAGUGUCCUCCACCCCCCUCUGUCAUU
Molecule: messenger RNA, 318 nt
Organism: Staurois parvus
Lineage: Eukaryota; Metazoa; Chordata; Amphibia; Anura; Ranidae
Source: the annotation of a GenBank genome assembly